This is a messenger RNA of Acanthochromis polyacanthus (spiny chromis), 2265 nucleotides long. It is a transcript of the gene gosr2, whose product is annotated as golgi SNAP receptor complex member 2. Gene Ontology annotation, molecular function: SNAP receptor activity; SNARE binding. Gene Ontology annotation, cellular component: endoplasmic reticulum membrane; ER to Golgi transport vesicle membrane; Golgi apparatus. Lineage: Eukaryota; Metazoa; Chordata; Actinopteri; Pomacentridae. The record is from RefSeq and is a predicted model, not a curated record. Bases 171 to 809 code for a protein of 212 amino acids. The transcript has 6 exons. Gene Ontology annotation, biological process: intra-Golgi vesicle-mediated transport; vesicle fusion.
UGACGCCACGCAGCUUCCGUACACAAAGCUCCGCUGAUGACGUGUUCACUCUCCUACCAUUAGUUAGCUUGCUAGCUUAGUUACCUGUCAGAAUAAACGUGUUCUAAUAAAAAAACAACAACAGUGUUAUACGUUAAAGGAACGCGCCGCGUUUCAUUAAAUCGCUGAAAAUGGAGACGCUUUACCACCAGACGAACAAGCAAAUCCAGGAGGUGCAGUCUCUAAUGGGAAAUCUGGAGAAGACAGACCGUCAGUCAGUCCACUUGUUAGAGAACGAACUACAAGCUAGAAUCGACCAGAUCUUCACUCAUUUAGAACGUCUUGAGAUCCUGGCCAGCAAGGAACCACCAAACCGCCGCCAGAACGCCAAACUACGAGUGGACCAGCUCAAGUAUGAUGUUCAGCACCUCCGGACUGCCCUGCAAAAUUUCCAGCACCGACGCUACGCCAGAGAGGCCCAGGACAGAGAGAGGGAGGAACUCAUGAGCCGCACCUUCACGACCAACGAUGCAGAUACCUCCAUCCCCAUAGACGAGACCCUACAGUUGAACUCCAGCUUGCACAACGCGCACAGAGGCAUGGACGACCUCCUGGGCAGCGGCAGCAGCAUCCUCAACGGCCUCCGAGAUCAGAGAUCGACACUGAAGGGGACCCAUAAGAAGAUGCUGGAUGUGGCCAACAUGUUGGGGCUGUCGAACACAGUGAUGAGACUUAUAGAAAGACGAGCCACCCAGGAUAAGUUCAUCAUGAUCGGAGGCAUGCUGCUGACCUGCGUCUUCAUGUUCCUGGUAAUCAGAUACCUGGGCUGACCGCCAUCCAACCGCAACGAUGGUUUUUUGAUCAGUCGAGGACAUUUCUGCAGCACAUCAUCCCUUCAUGAUAUGAAUUUUUGACAUUAAAGUAAUUUUUAUAAAUUGUGCCAUUAUAUUCAGUUUAAUUAUUUUAUUUUUGGAACUUGCAAAAUGGUAAGGUUGAAGACCUUACUUACAGACAGUAUUUUGCUCCACCUGAAGCUUGAAGGUGUUGAACUCUCCCCAAUGGUCAGCGUUCCUCCCAGAUACUGCCACACACCCAUUUUUAUUAAAACCACUUCUGUAAAAACUGUAAAUCACUCAUGACUGUACCCAAAUGGCUUCUUAAAAAUACGUUAGAUAUUUAUACGGAAUUUGCUUUUGUCUCCAAUGAAAAGUUGUUUUUCUCCUUCAGUUGUCAUUAAUGCUGUUGGUGUCACUCUGCCUUGUUCAACAUGUUUCAUAGAGAAAUACAAAUACUGGUGAGGAAAUGUUCAUAAUGCUGUGUGUGUCAUUACACUGCAACUUCUGAAUGCUCACAGGAGAAUCUUUGGUUUUGUGUAUCAUAAUUUACAGUCCAUACCAGCUUAGUAGGUACACCAAGCUAAUACUACAAGUCUAAUACAAGAUGACGACCAAGUGAUAGAAAAACAUCAGUAUGAUGUGGUACAAUUCACCAGCGCCACAAACAACAUCCUCCAAAACCAACAUAAAGUUGAAUUAACAUGCCUUAAAAGCACUUCAAUUAAAAAUUAAAUUCUAAUCUUGAUUUGUUGCAUUAGACUGCAUUAGCUUUAGCAAGAUGUACCUAAUAAACUGGGAAAUUAGCAUAUGUUAUACACUUGAGAUAAGCAGGAUGGCAACAAUAGUCCACUGAGAAACAGAAUGGAAUCAACAGCCCUUUUCUAAUGGUUACGUGUUUUCUCUUGGGUCUAGUCUCACUAUGUGAGUGAUUUAAUUCUCCUAACAGAAUAAAACAUGCAUCAUCUCCUUUGUUUAUCUUCCUCUAAUGAUUCUGCUAGUAACAGAAACAGCACACUCAUUUUUCUUUUCAGUCUGAAGAGUAGCUUAUGAAUUCAAAAGAGAACUACACUCCACAUUAUUAGGGAUUUUGUAGAUUUGCUGCUUUUACUAGUCUAUUCAGUGCAACUAGAGCACCAUCUACUGUUUUACAUUUGUCAGUAACAGCUGCAAGAACUGUUUCACAAAACCGGGAGAACUUCAUGGAAAUAUGACCAGACCUUCUUUAAAAAUAUAUGCAAGUGUCGUCAUUCUUGUGACUUACUGUGUUUAUGUGAAUUUCAUUCAUGUUACGGAAAGCAACACAUGAACUCUUUUUUUAUUUUUUUUUUAUUUGCUGAAACAAGGGUUAAGUUUUUAAAAAUACAGCGUUGCUACUUUUGGACAGAUCACUAUCGUAUGCCAUCCCAGCCCGUCUUUGCUGGGGCGAUUAAGAAAUAAACUUGAUAAAAUA